UUGGAAAAUUACUACGGCUUUAAGGAAGAUGGAGAAUCUUUCAUUUGGAAAAGUAACAGUGCAGUGGCAAAAAAAAAUAAAAGAAAUGCAGGAAUUCUUUGGGCUGGAGGUGACAGGGAGACCAGAUUCCAGCACUUUGGACCUAGUGCGGAAAAGUCGCUGUGGAUUCCCUGAUGUCGCUGGGUUCUCCACCUUUGCAGGAGAGCCAAAAUGGGCAAAACAAGUUCUGACAUACAGGAUAUUAAACUACACACCAGACUUACACCCAGCAGAUGUCAAUGCAGCAAUCAAGAAAGCAUUCAGCAUUUGGAGCAGUGUGACCCCACUGAAAUUCAUCAAGAAGGGCAGAGGUGAUGCAGACAUAAUGAUCUCCUUUGCAACUGGAGGUCACAACGAUUUCAUCCCUUUUGAUGGCCCAGGAGGGUCUGUUGCUCAUGCCUAUGCACCCGGCAAAGACACUGGUGGAGAUGCACACUUUGAUGAGGAUGAAACCUGGACCAAAAGCACAGAAGAGGCAAACUUGUUCUAUGUGGCUGCCCACGAGUUUGGACAUUCACUUGGACUUUUCCAUUCCAAAGACCCCAAAGCUCUAAUGUACCCAGUUUAUAGGAAAAUUGACCCUUCAGUCUUCCCUCUUCAUCAGGAUGAUAUUAAUGGCAUUCAGUCCCUCUAUGGACCUUCUCCUAAAACCUCUAAUCACCAAAGAGAUUCUGCUGAAAAAAAGGAUCCAACUGAGUCAAAAGAACCUGCACUGCCAAACUCUUGUGGCCCUGAUUUAACUUUUGAUGCUGUCACCACUUUCUGUGGAGAGAUAAUAUUCUUUAAAGACAAGCAUUUUUGGCGCAAGCAUCCUGCAGUCAGAGAAGUUGAUUUUGAUUUGGUAUCUUUAUUCUGGCCACGGCUGCCAUCUGGUGUUGACGCUGCAUAUGAAAUUCCUGAGGAAGACAAAAUUCUCCUCUUUAAAGGGAAUGAAUUCUGGGCUGUGAGAAGAGAAACCAUACCACCCAGAUACCCACAAAAACUCUACGCCCUUGGAUUUUCAAAGGAUGUUGCCAAAAUUGAUGCUGCUUUUUAUGACAGAAAUAAGGGGAGAGUAUAUUACUUCACAGCGGACAAAUUUUGGAGUUAUGAUAAAAGAAAUCAGUCCAUGGACAGGAAGCCAAGACUGAUAAAAGAUGCAUUUCCAGGAAUUAAUGCAAAAGUUGAUGCUGUUUUUCAGCAUGAAAACUUCCUUGAUUUCUUUCAAGGAAGAAAGCAAUUUGAGUUUGACCCUGAUAAGAAGAUAGUAACACGCCUGCUAAAGACAAACUUCUGGUUUCCUUGUUAA
This is a messenger RNA of Lagopus leucura (white-tailed ptarmigan), 1327 nucleotides long. Its product is annotated as stromelysin-1-like. The coding region runs from base 29 to 1327 and encodes 432 amino acids. Gene Ontology annotation, biological process: collagen catabolic process; extracellular matrix organization; proteolysis. Gene Ontology annotation, molecular function: zinc ion binding; metalloendopeptidase activity. NCBI's taxonomy places the organism in Eukaryota, Metazoa, Chordata, Aves, Galliformes, Phasianidae. The record is from RefSeq and is a predicted model, not a curated record. The transcript has 9 exons. Gene Ontology annotation, cellular component: extracellular matrix.